This is a messenger RNA of Corvus hawaiiensis (hawaiian crow), 9060 nucleotides long. RefSeq names its product SH2B adaptor protein 3 (gene SH2B3). Gene Ontology annotation, cellular component: plasma membrane. The transcript has 8 exons. Bases 3331 to 5049 code for a protein of 572 amino acids. Gene Ontology annotation, molecular function: transmembrane receptor protein tyrosine kinase adaptor activity. NCBI's taxonomy places the organism in Eukaryota, Metazoa, Chordata, Aves, Passeriformes, Corvidae. Gene Ontology annotation, biological process: intracellular signal transduction. The record is from RefSeq and is a predicted model, not a curated record.
CCCAGGGACCCCCAGCCAGCCGCUCCCCCGGGAGCGCUCCCCGCACCCGGUUUCUCCCACGCCUACACCGCAGCGAUUCAUUUCAUGCAACAAAACAAGCCCUGUCGAAAGAGGCCACCCCGCUGCCGGGCUUUUCCCCGCAGGCAGUGGGUGUAGGAGAGUGUGAUGGUGCAAACCAGGCUGCAAGGUGCCAGAUGCCACGGCAUGGAAGAAGGCAGAAGGUUUCUGGGGAGAUGGGCUGGCCACAGCUGCUUGUCCUGGUGAGCUGCUGUGGGCCGAGCCAGAGUGGAGCUUGGAUUUGACCGGAGAUGAGUUUGGGUUGUCUCCAUCCUGUGUGUCCUGUUGGAGUGGUCAGGGGAAGCCAAACAGGUGAAUUUCCCUCAGAUUUGAAGUGCUGUAACAUCUCCCACAUCCCCAGAGGCCUGUGGUGCUGCUCAGCCCACACAGAGCUGUAGAUUAAGGCCGGUUUGGGUCUUUAAUAUAGAAAGCUGUGUGGUGCCAGGAGGUGAAAUGAGAGGGGUGUUUAUGUCCUGUCAGAAAGCAGAGGAAGGAGGGCAAAACUUGCCUUCCCUCCCUGGCUUUUAAACGGAUUCCCUACAGCCUGUAUGGAUGUGUGGAUCGGGGGAUCUCACCGUCCUGCUCCUUUCUUGUUUUUUAACUUGCUGGUUUGGUUCAGACAAAAAAGAGAGGGGGAAGCUCCCAAGACCCUGUGGGAUUCUCCAGCUUGUGUGGAAACAGCCAGAGGGUCACAGGGAGUGAUGGUGUUGUGCCAUCACCCUCUAGGAAACCCAGAGAAUUCUCACCAUCACGGGCGGCUGCUCCAGAGGGAAGAGCAGGACAGUUUCUGCGGUGGAUUGUGCUGGCACUGGCUUUGGCUGUUGUAUAAUGAUGCUGUAAAUACUUGGGUGUAUCCCACAUCCCGAGGCUGCAGACAGACCCUUUCCCCACCUCUCCCUCUGAACUUUCCCCUCCUGCCUCCCUGAGUGGCAGCAUCUCCGUGCCCACCCCCAAAAGGCUGCAGCACCCUGCUUAUCCCCCUCAAUCCGGGGGUGCAUCCAGAUGUUCCUCCAGCAUCUGCCAUCUACGGGGGAUUGGGAUGCAGAGAGAAGGCUGCACCAUCCCCAUCCUGGGGACAUGCUCUGCACCACCCUGCCCUUGCAAGCCCACCUGUGGCUGGCUGGAUCUCCCAGGGACCUGCAUCCCCCUGAACCCGCCGUGCCGGAUGCUCUUCCAUUGAAAAGUGCCGUUCAUUGUAACCCAGCCUUUUAUAGCCGCCUCGGAGCGGCUGCGUGGCCAUGCCAAGAAAGGCUGCAGCCAGCUCAGAAUAGCUCUUUUCAUGGAGGACAUCCUGGGAAGGAACAAUGUUCCUGCUCUUGGGAUUGUGGGAACUUUGUAUUUCUGCCACUGGGGAAGCGGGGAGCUGUGGGGCCGGCCAGGGCGUCUCCCAGCCCCUCGCUUCACCCUCUCCUGAAAAUAGUCCUUGGGAUGAGUUUUGAAUAGUCCUGUGCUUAUAAAGGGAGCUGCAAAUGCCUCCGGACGCUUCUCCUCCGGUUGGGAACAGUUAUUUCUGGGAGAGCCAGCGCAUCAAUCACAUUUCCUAUUCACGUCGCUGGCGUGCAUUUUCCUGGCGUGGAACUGGCAGCGAGUGGGGCCGGUUUCAUUUUCGGGUGCUGGUGCUGCACAUGCUCCAGGGCUGCCAGCACACAGUGUGUGAGCAGGGCUGGACACAGGGCACUGGGCACGGCCGCGUGGGCUCUGCUCCCUCACACUUCCCCUUGAGGCCGGAUUUGCAGCGCUGGGUGCUGAAGGGUGACCUUCCUGAGUGGCCACAGCCCUUGGAUGGCUGUUCCGUGGCAGGAAGGUGGUGAGUUGGAUCUGGCAGCUCCUCCGUGGUGAGGCCAGCUGGCUCUGAAUGCUCAUCCUCCGGGAGCGGGUGGCAGGAUUGCGGCGCUGGCUCCCAGCACUGCCCUGGCACUGCUUGGUGCUGCCGGCUCCUCUGGCUGCAAUUAAACAACAAAUGCAUUUACUGGGACAAAUAACCCAUUGCUGGAUCCAGGCGCAGAUUCCCAUCCCGGUCGGUGCUGGCACCGCCGCUGCAGCAACGCUCAGGUUGGGCAAGAGUUUAAGGGAAGCUCCUGGGGGUGGCUGGGCUGCAGGGCUGGAUCCUGCACAAGCCCCAGCUCGCUGUCCCAGCCCACAUCAAAGCCACCGCGGCCGGUCCGUCCCGUCCCACUCUUCCUCGAGCUCCUGGCCCAGCACCCCAAAACAACCUCAGCACCCCAAAACAACCUCAGCACCCAAGAACAGCCCCGAGGUGGGGCGGGCUGGGUGAUGUACAGCUCUUCCAGCAGCUGGCAGGGAUAGAAGCCCCCCAUCCCAACUAGUCCCUGGUGUGUCCAAGGAUGGGCUGGAUUCUCCAUUCAGAGCAAAUUAAAGCAAUCAGUUUUCACAAGAAGUACUUCAUCCAACCUGCAGGAUGGCCAGGAGCUCCUCACGGGGACAUAUGAGGAAUAAGAUGUAAAUUCUGCUUUAAAGCAGCUGGAUUCCAGCAUUGAGGAGCGCAGCGGGCUGGAGCAGGGAGAAGCUCACCCGGCAGCAGGAACUCACAUCCCUGUGGAUGUUGCUACUGGAACCUGGGGCUGAGCAGAAGAGCGGGAGGCUGCUGUGGUAACUCCAGCAUGGAUUCAUCCGGGAUCGAUCUUUCCACGUGGGAAGUGCGCCAGGCAGAAGCAGUGAGGUCGGCAUUGCGCCAGUGCCGGGAGGAGGAAGCACUGGGGAGUUAUUUCCCAUCGUCGUGUUGGAAAAGCACGUUGCCACUGGAGACAGCCUUCGGCUGCUUCCCACCGCGUGGCACAGACGAAGCCCGGCUUUUCCUGCGCCACGAACCUCUCCCGAAGCUGGCGCGAAGCGAGCCUGGAAUCUUGGAAGGCGAAUUCCCUGUCCUGGGAAUCUCCCACCUGCCUGUGGAGCCAUUCGCACGAGUGCCCCGCUUCCCUCCGCGUUUUGCGGGCGCAUCCCUCUGAGCGUGCCGGCGGCGUGGGUGGUGCGGCGGCGAUUCCCGGGUGCCGGGAGGAAGCGGGAGCGCGGCGGAGGAUGCUGAGUCACCGGCAGGCUGGCGGCGCUGAUAGACGGGGCCCUGCCGGGGCAUUCGGCCGGGCUGCGGCGGGCGCAUGCCCUGCACUGCCGGGACGCCGCACGGCCCCGAGCCUUGGGCGGCUCUUCUGAGAAGCCGGGGCUGGCGGGGCGCAGAUAACAUCUCCCCUCGCCUGCAACCUUCGCGGGACGUGCUCGGCUGGGCAGCGGCGUGGCCGCCUUGCUGGAGCCUCGGCAAUGAAUGGACACUCGCUGCCGGCCGGCACGCCAGCGCAUCCCCGGGGCUGGCAUGAGUUCUGCGAGCUGCACGCCAUCAGCACCGCCAAGGAGCUGGCGCGGCACUACCUGCGCUUCGCCACCGAGCACCCGCACCAUGACCUCCUGGCCGCCGAGAACUUCUCGGUGCAGUUCACCGACCUCUUCCAGCAGUACUUCUGCCACGAGGUGAAGGAGGGCAUCGCCAUGAACCAGCUCCGUAUCCUGCCCGCCGGCCCGGCGCGGGAUUACCGGGACACGCACCGGCGCCACACCGACGCUUCCCUGGGCACGGUGACCACAAAAGCCGAGGGAGAGCCCGGCGCCCGUCCCGAGCAGCCUGUCCGAGCCCCUGAGGCUGCUCCCUCUGGACUGCGCAAGUCCUGGAGCUCGGAGGAGCUGGCGGGGCCGGCGCGGAGGCCCUUCUCGCUCAGCCAGCUGCGCAGGAGCUGGCGCAGCCUCUUCCGCCGCCGCUCCUCGGAUGCCCUCCCCGGGGAUGGCGAUGGGGAGGCGGCGGAGGCGGCUCUCAAGCCGGGACUGGGGAAGCGCAUCCUGCCGUGGGGGCUGUCGCGGGAGCAGCCCCCCGAGGUGCGCAAGGAGGGGCUCCUCAAGUACGGGCUGCUGGAUGAGAAUUCCCUGGACAGCGGGACGCGCUGGCAGCGCUGCCGCCUGGUGCUGCGGCAAGCGGGGCCGCCCGACAACGAGGAAUUUGUGCUGGAGCUCUUUGACCCGCCCAAGGGCUCCAAGCCAAAGCUGCUCAUUGCCUGCUCCGCCGUGCAGGAGAUGCGGAGGUGCACACGCCUCGAGAUGCCCGAUAACCUCCACACCUUUGUCCUCAAGGUCACCAACGCUACCGACAUCCUGUUUGAGGCAGGGGAUGAGCAGCAGCUCAGCUGCUGGACGGCCGAGAUCCGGGAGUGCAUGCGCAGGGGCAGGUCUGACACAGGUGACCCUGAGCUCCUGAUGUGCCGGCACCCUGACCCCACAGCCGCCAACCCCACCACUAGCACCGACCCCCUCAGCCAAGGGGCGACACCGGGGGGCCCAGGGGAGGCGGCGGGGCCGAAGAUGGAGCAGUUCCUCUCCUCCUGCCCCUGGUUCCACGGGCCCAUCUCCCGGGUGAAGGCGGCUCACCUGGUGCAGCUGGGGGGGCUGGAGGGCCACGGCGUGUUCCUGGUGCGGCAGAGCGAGACGCGCCGCGGCGAGUACGUGCUCACCUUCAACUUCCAGGGCAGAGCAAAGCACCUGCGGCUGGCGCUGACAGAGCGGGGCCAGUGCCGUGUCCAGCACCUCCGCUUCUCCUCCAUCGUGGAGAUGCUGCACCACUUCCACCGCUACCCCAUCCCGCUGGAGUGCGGCACCGCCUGCGAUGUCCGGCUCUCCAGCUACGUCGUCGUCCUGCCCCAGGCGCAAGCUCCCGGCUCCAGCACCACGGUCCCUCUCCUGCUGCCCUUUCCCGGCUGGAGCCCCGAGUUCAGCCUCGUCUCCGCCGGUUCCUCCUGCCCCGAGGAGCCCCCCGCGGGUCCCCCAGCGGAGCAGAUCUUCCACCUGGUGCCGCCGCCGGCCGAGCUGGCACAGAGCCUGCGCCCGGCCAGGGCCACCUCGGCCCCCGCACCCCGGCCCCGUGACUCGGACUACGAGGUGGAGGCUCAGGGCCGGGGCCACAUCCGUGCCAUCGACAACCAGUACACGCCGCUCUGAGCAGCACCGCGCCAGCACUGGGAUGCACUUUCGGGUGGAGAAAUCCUGGAGACCUUCUGGGGAUCCAUCGAGAGAAAGAAUGUACCUGUUUCUUCCUUCUGGUUAGGGAUUAUUAUUGUAUUUUUUGCAAGGAAGGGGGUAAUUUUUCACUCCUGUACGGGUGUGCUCCCUCUCGUUGGCCUGUUAAAGGGCCUCUUAUUGUUAUUUUUGUUGUUCUUAUCAAAGCUUUCUCAUUACUGUUUACACAACGCCGCUCGUGCCUGUGCCGGGCCCGGUGUCCUGCCUGUCCCUGACAUGACAGAGCCCAGCCAAGGAACCGGGGUCUUGUGUUACACCCAUGGAAUUGGAGAAAGGGAAAAAAAAACCAAACCAGGAUAACAUGAAAAAAAGGAUUAUAAAUUCACUGCCAAGUUGCUGCUCCAGGCCUCGUCCUCCUGCCCCGGCUGCUGAGCCCACCAGCAAAGCCCGACCUGAGCUGAGCUCCCAUGAUGGGUGAAGAGCAGGGUUUGGGCUUUUUUUUUAGCUAAGGCAAAAACUGGCUUUUUCUUGCUUUUCCUUUUUAACCCAGCACAGCCGUGGUCACUCCCUGUGCCAGCCCGAGGGAUCCUCAUCCUGCUCUCCCGGCUGAUUGAGACUGAACACUAAUUGCUCCAUCCUUAGCCAUGGCACCAGCUGAGAACUAACACAGAGAUUGACACAAACCACUCCUGCUGGUGAGGGAGGGGUUUAUCCCGUUUUAUCCUGGUGAGGGAUGCAUUCUAUCCCGGUGAUGGAGGCUCUUUAUCCCUGUGAUGAAUGGGGUUUUAUCCCGGUGAUGGAGGUGUUUUUAUCCCGGUGAUGGAACCGCUUUGUCCUGGUGAUGGAAUUGUUUUAUCCAGGUCGUGGAGGUGUUUUAUCCUGGUGAUGGAAUCAUUUUACCCCAGUGAGGGAACCAUUUUAUCCUGGCAAUGGAACCGUUUUAUCCCAGUGAUUUUAGGCACAAAUCUAAAGUCAGUUUUCCCCCUAAAGAGCCCCCCCACUCUUUCUUGCCUUUUUCCCCCCAGAACACUGUGUCACCAGGAGCUUGGUGGCAUUUCCAGCUACACAACGGCCUCUUGCAGGCGAGGGGUGUCCUUGGGGACACCUCCUCACCUGGAGGAAAAACUUGUCCAAAUCCCUGGGUCUCAGCCUCCCCUGAUCCCCAGCUGUCCCCAAACUCUGCUGCUGUUCCCAAGCCCCUGGGGCUGCUUCACCUGCCUGGGGCAGCCAGGAGAAAGGAAGCACUUCUGAGAAGCUGCCGUUAUUUUAGGAAAGAGGAAGGGCUGGAGCUGUUGCGCCACAUGGGAGGGGAUGUUCACAGCAUUCAACUUCCAGAUUUCCCAGCGCAGCCUUCCCUGGGAUUUCAGAUGCAAAACUUUCCUUGAGAUUGCCUGACAGAAAGCUUUUUUAUUUCUGUUUUCCUUGAAAUUGCAAUACAAGUGGGAGCCCUCAGGAGCAUUAAGAUUUAGCAAUUAAUUUGAAAAGCAGCAAACACAAAGCCUUGUGGGGCUGAGUUAGGGAAUUCCACAAAAUUCCAGCCUCAAGGUUGGGCUUUGGUGUGAAGCAGGUGCUGGGUGAGCCAAGGUCAGGAGCUGAAGGGCAAGGCCAAAAUAUCUGGGGCCGAACAGCUCUAGGAGCAGCCGUGAGAGCAAAUCUGGGUUUAUAAAUCAAAAGAUGCUGCAGGGACAAACGGGAACUAUCAACCGGAGAAACCAUUCAGGUUUCCCUUUUGUGCCUCCCCGUUGCUUGCUCUGGCUCUCUCCUGGGCUUUGUGCAUUUAGAGCAGGCAAAGGCUUUUCUCCCCUGCUUUCUCUACACUCGUGCCUGAAACUGGGAGCAUUAAGAGCAAACUGCACUGGUGCUGCAGCACUGCCAGCCCCGGAGAGGCUGAUGGGGAAACAAAGCCAGCCCUGUCCUCGCUGGGCUCCUCAGCUGUAUCCGCAUCCCAUUCUCCUCCCCGGAGCAGCACAAAGGCUGCAGCCAGAGGCAGGAGCACAUCCCCGGGGCUGGCUUGUGCCAGGCAAGGCAGCUCCCUCUGAGGCUCAUAAAUAACUCCCCGUGCUCUUGCAUUUAUAGGGAUGGGGAAGGGAAGGGGGGACAGCACAGCACAAGUUGUCGGCUCCUUUCCUUACUUGCUGCCUGUUUCCCAAAACCUUGGGAAACACAGGGAUGUGCUAAAUUGUGCUAAGAUUCCUGUUUUUAUUCCCACUGAGCUCCAGGGGACUGUGUUCAAAGGGGUUUUCCCCCAAAAGGUGAGGUGGAAUCACCCCCAUCUCCCCACAUCUGCAAAGAAAGGACGGGCUGGGAAAAGGCAUCGCUAUUCACAUCCCUUGCCAGAUGAAUCCAGAGAAAUCCUUGCCAGAUAAAUCAGAUGCUGCUGGGGUGGGUUGUUUUGGCACGCCAGGACUUUAUUGUUCCAGUGCCAGAACUGAGACAUGCGUGUGCAUGUGGUAUUUUUAACCUGCAGUUUAAUUACAGGGGGGUUCUCUGCAGUUUAAAUGGAAAUUGCUGUGCUUGAUUAGGAAAAUACACGUUGGGUUCAUUAUCUCCCCGCCAGCUACUUCCCCCAUGCAAACAAACGCCAGUGGGGGAGAACUCCUGUUCUCCCCACCAGUGAGCAGCGGGAGAGUCCCUCUGAUUAUUUAAUUCCAUCCCCACACUCACCCACAGGGAGCCAAGGGCUGUCCCAGCUCCACCAUCUCCUCAUUUCUGAUCUGCUGCAGCAGGACCUGAGGGGAUUUUUGGGCUAUUUCCUAAGCUCCUGGGGGACUGAGUUUGAAAUCCCAUUUCUCCUAGAAAACGUUUGGCUUGUGACACAGAUCAGAGUCUGACACUGCUCCUGCCAGCACGUUACUCCAGCCCUAAGGUACUCACUCCUCUGGAUUACAGCAGUGGGCAAAGAGCAUUAAGCCAUUCCACCCCAUGGAAUAUAAGCAUUCUGCAGGGUUUUUAUAUUCUUGUGAUGCGAGAGAAGAGCCCAGGGCUGGGCAGGUUUAGUUCCCCAGCCCCUGUGGGAUUUUUAUUGGCGUUUAGGGGAGUUUUGGGAAGAGGGGAAGCCAAGGGGAGAGCCCCUGGCUGGCUCUGUGGAGGUGCGGCCUCCUCAGAAAUAAAGUCAGGUGUGGCCACCAGUUUGUGCCUUGGCCCUGGAGCUGGGCUCAUGGAACACGAGUUCAGAUCCCACCUAAUGAAGCCAGGAGCCUCAGGAGCGGCUCUUGGAGGCCUGGUGGCCUCCCCCAGGAGGGGCUGGGGUGGGGAGCCCCAUUUCAUCCAGCUACUCAGGACAGUUUUGAGCAAUAAAGAUGUAAACCAGGCAGUGCCUUCACUCUGUGUGACACCAGGGACCUGGUUUAGGGCACAAUCCAAGACUUGGGUCUGGCCAGAACUCCUCCCUCUCCUCUCCCUCUUGCCAGCCCCUCCUGCUCAGUGGCCUUCGUGUCCUCAGGGGUGUCAGGUUCUGAAGAAGCCCCUGCCAUGAAGCAUUAGUUGAGGUCUCCAUCCCUCCCUCCCUCCCACAUCCCAGCCCUGUGGAACAGCACCAGCAGGUACCGAACACUGACACCACCAUCCCUCACCCAUCCGUUUGCAUUGAAGUUAUUUUGGGGUGAAACUUCUAGGAAAAGAUCCAGAGAGAAGCCAAAGCUUUUCAUUCCUCAUCUGGACCACCAAACCCUGGUGUCAUCCAGCAUUCCAAACUUUUAGCUUUGAUCCAAACAGCCCCAACCUUCCCCAGCAGCUCCCAGAGGCAGAGAGGCGACUGUGUAUUGCCUAAAUCAGCCUUUAGCAGGACGAUUAAAGCCAACAGUUUUGUUGGAGUGUAUUAAUUUGAAAGUUCUACUUUUCACCUGCACAGAAAAGUUCUUCUUGUAUAGUAAUUUUUUUCUAUAUAUUGUUUCUGUAUGUACUGUACAAGUAACUUAUUCUUGAAUAACACGAUUUUACCGUAAUAUUAAAAAAAAAAAAAAUAUGCUCUUAAUAAACUGUUUUUAGAACUCA